Messenger RNA from Myotis davidii, 2730 nucleotides. It is a transcript of the gene MUCL3, whose product is annotated as diffuse panbronchiolitis critical region 1. The record is from RefSeq and is a predicted model, not a curated record. NCBI's taxonomy places the organism in Eukaryota, Metazoa, Chordata, Mammalia, Chiroptera, Vespertilionidae. The transcript is spliced from 8 exons.
AUGGCCCGCCCGGCCCACUGUAUCCGCUCAGGCUUCGGCCUCUGCUCCGGCUUUGGCCUCGGCUGCUGCCUCCUCUUCCUCCUCGCUUCUCAGGAGGCAGGUGCUACCACACUUCAAGAACUUCAGAAUACUGGUGAAUCCCCAACAUCUGACCAUUUAUCCCCUCCUACUCCAAACCUUGUUUAUAGUAUUCCCUCUCACCACACUGCUCUUCAUUUAGGACAUAGUAGUCCAGACCACCCUAAAUCUACAGAAACCCAUCAGCCCAAACGCCAUUGCAAUGCCACACACAAUUUCAGGCCAAUUCACAAACCAAUAGAUAACUCCAAAAACUCUACAAAGCAUCACGGAGUUCGUCCCACUUCUGAACAAAACCCUAGCAAUCAAGGAAAAGACCCAGUUGUCCGGAAUGGACGCUCUGCUAAAUCUGAUAUCACACAUAAAAAAUUGUCUAAUGCAAACUAUCCAACCCCAAAGCCCAAGAGCAAAGCAACAUGUCCUACCUCCAAAGCCAGCACAGCAAUAGGAACAAGAAGUCACCCCCAAACUGCACCUUUGGAAAAUACCAUCAGUACCUUAGAGAGUAAAAGUACCAUAACUCUUCCCCACCAUUCAGUCAAUUCAGAGAUCGACAAAAGAGCCACAUCUUCCUCAGGAAAAAGCACAACAUAUAAGGCAUCAUUUAAGGCAACAGGUACCACAGAAGGAAAAGAAAGCGUUGAGGAUCAUACAGUAGCUAAUUACACAACGAUAGCUGCCUCAGAAAAGACUCUGAUAAAGACUACAAAACAAGCAAAAGACACAAUUUCAACCCAUGUGAAGACUACAAGAGCCCUACUGAUGCCUACAGACCACAGACAACACAACCAUGAUCAACACAGCACAUUGGCCCAUGAGAAGAUCACAUGAGCCCCCGCAACGCCUACAGACCAUGAUCAACACAGCACAUUGGCCCAUGAGAAGAUCACAUGAGCCCCCGCAACGCCUACAGACCAUGAUCAACACAGCACAUUGGCCCAUGAGAAGAUCACAUUGGCCCAUGAGAAGAUCACAUGAGCCCCCGCAACGCCUACAGACCAUGAUCAACACAGCACAUUGGCCCAUACAGACCAUGAUCAACACAGCACAUUGGCCCAUGAGAAGAUCACAUGAGCCCCCGCAACGCCUACAGACCAUGAUCAACACAGCACAUUGGCCCAUGAGAAGAUCACAUUGGCCCAUGAGAAGAUCACAUGAGCCCCCGCAACGCCUACAGACCAUGAUCAACACAGCACAUUGGCCCAUACAGACCAUGAUCAACACAGCACAUUGGCCCAUGAGAAGAUCACAUGAGCCCCCGCAACGCCUACAGACCAUGAUCAACACAGCACAUUGGCCCAUGAGAAGAUCACAUGAGCCCCCGCAACGCCUACAGACCAUGAUCAACACAGCACAUUGGCCCAUGAGAAGAUCACAAGAGCCCCCACAAUGCCUACGGACCAUGAUCAACACAGCACAUUGGAUCAUGUUCAACACAGCACCUUGGCCUAUGAUCAACACAGCACCUUCGCCCAUGAGAAGAUCACAAGAGCCCCAGAAAUGCCUACAGACCAUGAUCAACACAGCACAUUGGAUCAUGUUCAACAGAGCACCUUGGCCUAUGAUCAACACAGCACCUUGGCCCAUGAGAAGAUCACAAGAGCCCCAGAAAUGCCUACACACCAUGAACAACACAGCACAUUGGCCCAUGUUCAACACAGCACCUUGGCCUAUGAUCAACACAGCACAUCAGCUCAUGAGCCAAUCACAAGAGCCCCUGCAACACCUACAGACCAUGAUCAACACAGCACAUUGGCCCAUGUUCAACAGAGCACCUUGGCCUAUGAUCAACACAGCACAUCAGCUCAUGAGAAGAUCACAAGAGCCCCCGCAACACCUACAGACCACAGGCAACACAGCACAUCGGAUCAUGUUCAACACAGCACAUUGGCCCAUGAGAAGAUCACAAGAGCCUCAGCAAUGCCUACAGACCAUGAUCAACACAGCACAUCAGCCCAUGUUCAACACAGCAUAUCGAACCUUGUUGAACAGAGCACAUUGGCCCCUGGGAAGAUCACAAGAGCCCCAGCAAUGCCUACAGACCAUGGGCAACACAGUACAUCAGCCACAGAGCCAACCACAGGAGCCUCAGGGCAGGCUGUAGUGCACACAAAGAAGACCACAUCUACCAAAGGGAGGGCCACACCAAUCCCAGCAGAGAGUACAGAAAACCCAGGAAGAACCACAGCAGCCACAGAGACUACAAGGCCUCCAGGCAAGGUCACAGGCGACAGAUCUAUCAGUUCUUCCACUCCUGGCCCAAAUAAAGCCAGUCAGGUGCCCACUGGCUCGUCUACCCUGCCCACUUCCAGCAUGAAACUGAGUUCUAUCAUGUCAGAAGCCCCAGUCAACCAGAGCCACGCAUACCAGAACAAAGAUGGUGCCCAGGGCAGUCUCCAUGCGGGAGAGAUGGGGGACAGUGCUUCAUUCCCCGCAUGGGCCAUAGUUAUUGUGGUCCUGGUGGCUGUGAUUCUCCUCUUGGUGUUCCUUGGCCUGAUCUUCCUGGUCUCCUACAUGACUCGAACACGGGGUGCACUGGUCCACAGCCAUGAGGACAAUGACCCGGAGGAGGAUGGGGGCCCCAAUUCUUACCCCGUCUACCUGAUGGAGCAGCAGACGCUUGGUGUGGGCCAGAUCCCGUCCCCGCGAUGA